UGUUUAAAGAAUAUAGAUGCAUGCUAUGUGCCUGAGUAGUUUGGUGCUACUUGCAGUUGAGACUUUAAGCACAUUUUUGCUACUGUGUGCGCAUUUAUGUCAAAAUGAUAAUUCAAUGGUGAAUACUGAAACAUUUUAGGUGGUAGAAAAUCUGGAUGAAAAAAUGCGAAAUAUUUGUUAGUAAGCGUAGUGUAUUCUCAGCUUUUCAAUGAUUCCAAUGUGCAUUAGAUAUUCUAUUUUUUGUUCUUUAGAUUUCAUUAGUGACUAAAAUUAUGUUUGUUGACAUAAAUCUUUACAGGAUCCACUUGUAACUAGAGGAGGUUGAGAAGUACCUUUCCGGGUUCACAAAAGUGGACGACAAUCGAUACUUAAUGACAAUCUUUUUUGAGAUAAGGAAGCAAAAGUAUCUUGAGGCAUUGGAUAAGCAUGAUCGUUCCAAGGCUGUGGAUAUAUUAGUAAAGGAUUUGAAAGUUUUUGCCACAUUUAAUGAAGAGCUUUUCAAGGAAAUCACGCAGCUCUUGACAUUGGAGAAUUUCAGAGAAAAUGAGCAACUUUCCAAAUAUGGAGAUACCAAAUCUGCUAGAGCAAUCAUGUUGGUGGAGCUUAAAAAAUUAAUUGAAGCAAAUCCUUUAUUCCGUGAUAAAUUGCAAUUCCCAAACCUUAAAAAUUCAAGAUUAUGGACUCUCAUCAACCAAAAGUAA
Juglans microcarpa x Juglans regia is the source of this 701-nucleotide messenger RNA. RefSeq names its product protein TPR3-like. The coding region runs from base 372 to 701 and encodes 109 amino acids. The transcript has 3 exons. The record is from RefSeq and is a predicted model, not a curated record. Lineage: Eukaryota; Viridiplantae; Streptophyta; Magnoliopsida; Fagales; Juglandaceae. Gene Ontology annotation, biological process: regulation of DNA-templated transcription.